This is a messenger RNA of Arabidopsis arenosa, 901 nucleotides long. Lineage: Eukaryota; Viridiplantae; Streptophyta; Magnoliopsida; Brassicales; Brassicaceae. The record is from the annotation of a GenBank genome assembly.
AUAUAUUGUGCUAUUCGAUGCUUCCUGGUUGUCCAAUACUUGAGGAAUUAUCCUUACAUCACUUACGCGAUUACCGAGAUGCUAACAAUUCGCCAUUCUCUAUAUCCCACAAAACCCUCAAGAGACUCACAGUGCACUUCAAUAACAGUUUUGACGUUAUUGACACACCAAGUCUUCUUUACCUUGAAUACUCUGGUUUCGCUCCUUGUCCCUAUUCAAGGACCAGUUACUUGAAUUCCCUUGUUGAGGCCAAACUAGAUGUUCAUAUAAAACAUGGAUGUUAUGCUCAAAUGCAUCUAGCUACAAUCAUUGAUUGGAUAUGCAACGUUAAGACCCUUUCCUUGUCUCCUGCUUCUGUUAAGACGAUGUAUUCAAGAUGUGUGGAAUUACCUAUCUUUCCAGACCUUGUUAAGCUUUUUUUUGAAAGUAACGCGAAAGAAGGUUGGGAAGUGCUUCCCCGUCUUCUUAACAAAUCUCCAAAGCUAGAAACGUUGGUCCUUAAGGGCUUGCAUUGUGCAAGUGAUCACGGUGUUUGCAUUGAUCGAAAUGAAGUGAAGGUGUUGGAGAUAUAUGGGUUUACCGGACGUGGUAGAGAAGUGAGACAAGUGAAGUGCUUAUUGCGGGAAAUGCAGUUUCUUCAAGUGAUGAGAGUGGAAAUUGAUGCUGAUGAUAACAAGAAACUACGAGUCAUCAAUCACCUUCUUGAUCUUCCUAAACGUCCAUCUAAAUUCCAAAUCCAGUUCUUGUGAGAUUCACAUCCCCUCCUAGUUUUGAUUUGGGUUAACAGUUUUUCGGAUUUUAAAAAUUAUGAGAAAUGGUAACCAAACUACCUCACUUUUUCUUUCAGUUUUGGUCUUGGUUCGUAUUAUGGCUUUAAUUUUAAGAAAAUUAAGUUUCUGCU